Molecule: messenger RNA, 2412 nt
Organism: Lonchura striata (white-rumped munia)
Lineage: Eukaryota; Metazoa; Chordata; Aves; Passeriformes; Estrildidae
Gene: TTLL1
Product: TTL family tubulin polyglutamylase complex subunit L1
Biological process (GO): protein polyglutamylation; microtubule cytoskeleton organization
Cellular component (GO): ciliary basal body
Molecular function (GO): tubulin binding; tubulin-glutamic acid ligase activity
Source: RefSeq, a predicted model, not a curated record
GGGCGGGGCGAUGGCGGCCGGCGGGGGCGGCCGGGGCUGAGGGGAGCGGCGGCCGUGCUGCCGCCGGCAGGUUGAUUCCACUUCAGGAUAAUGGCAGGAAAAGUAAAGUGGGUAACUGAUAUAGAAAAAUCUGUUCUAAUAAACAACUUUGAAAAAAGAGGAUGGAUUCAGGUGGCAGAAAAUGAAGACUGGAAUUUUUAUUGGAUGAGCGUCCAAACAAUCAGGAAUGUGUUCAGUGUGGAAACCGGUUACCGCCUCUCUGAUGACCAAAUUGUCAAUCAUUUCCCAAACCACUAUGAACUGACCAGAAAAGAUUUGAUGGUAAAGAAUAUCAAGAGAUACAGAAAAGAACUUGAGAAAGAAGGAAGUCCUCUUGCAGAAAAGGAUGAAAAUGGGAAAUAUAUUUAUUUGGAUUUUGUUCCUGUGACUUUUAUGCUUCCUGCUGAUUAUAAUCUCUUUGUUGAAGAAUUCAGAAAGAAUCCCUCCAGCACGUGGAUUAUGAAACCUUGUGGCAAAGCUCAAGGAAAAGGAAUAUUUCUAAUCAAUAAACUCUCCCAAAUUAAAAAAUGGUCUCGAGACAGCAAAACAUCUUCGUUUGUGUCUCAGUCUUCCAAAGAAGCCUAUGUGAUUUCACUGUACAUCAACAAUCCCUUACUAAUUGGUGGGAAGAAAUUUGAUCUUCGUCUCUAUGUUUUGGUGUCUACCUAUCGUCCACUGAGAUGUUACAUGUAUAAGCUUGGGUUUUGCCGGUUUUGCACAGUGAAAUACACACCAAGUACAAGUGAACUGGAUAACAUGUUUGUACAUCUUACAAACGUUGCCAUUCAGAAACAUGGGGAUGAUUACAACCAUAUCCAUGGAGGCAAGUGGACAGUGAGCAACUUACGCCUGUACCUGGAGAGCACCCGUGGAAAGGAAGUCACCAAUAAAUUAUUUGAUGAAAUCCACUGGAUCAUUGUGCAGUCCCUGAAGGCUGUUGCGCCUGUAAUGAAUAAUGAUAAACACUGCUUUGAGUGCUAUGGGUAUGACAUUAUCAUUGAUGACAAGCUUAAACCCUGGCUAAUUGAGGUUAAUGCUUCCCCUUCUCUUACUUCCAGCACCGCUAAUGAUCGCAUCUUGAAGUACAAUCUUAUUAACGACACGCUUAACAUUGCUGUGCCCAACGGGGAAAUUCCUGACUGCAAAUGGAAUAAAUCUCCACCAAAAGAGGUUCUGGGAAAUUAUGAAGUCUUAUACGAUGAAGAGAUGGCGCAGAGCGACGGGACUGAGCGCGACCUGCGGGCUCGUCCUGGGCAGCCCACGGGGGUCAAAGGAAGCCGUGCAAGAGAGUCAGGAAAGCCUGUCCUGACCACUUGGAAGUGAUGACUGAAGAAACAGCUGGACUCUUGGUAGGAAGACAUCAAGAAUAACUUGAAGUUUUGGAACAGAUCCCUGUGUUUUGCUGCAUUGCAUGUAGGAAAUACUAAUGAAGACAAAACAGCCUUUGAAAAGUGAAACAAGCACUCAAAACCCAGGAGCUGUACUAGACAUAGACUGGCCUGAUAAUUAUUACAACAAAAGAUACAGAGUGUGUAUGUAUAUACGGUUAUGUUUAUAUGAUUUGUAUAAACAAAUUCUCAGUAAUGAUCAAGAACUUUAUUUAUAAGGGUGGCAACUCAAAUGCAUAUUCUGAAAGAAACUCCUUGCUGUUCUGGAUAGUAUUUAUUUCCUCCAGUAGCCUAUCCCUUCCUGCCUAUAAUAAAUGAACUGUGGAUUCUAUAAAAGGAUGAUGGUGUUAAACAUUAACAUUUUCUCAGUGGUGGUUGAGAGUCUUGUAGUAAAAGAAGAGCAACUAGAAAAACUUAGCAGUACACAUAUUUGAGGCUGUUGCAAGUUAGUGCAGCUAUUGAUUUAUAACCAGUAUGAAUACAUUGAAAAGCAAGUCUUUAUAUGCUGAGGGUUGGGGGUUUUUAUUUCCUUUGUAUGUGCUGAGCUGCUAACUCUUUAAAGGUGGGAAGUUUUAUGGACUGAGAGAGGGUUUCAAUGGUAUAUUGAUGGACUGUUUUACUAGCCAUUAAUUUUUAUUUUCAGAUAGUGGAUGUCUGUGAAAAACAGACAGAACAAUCAGACACUGUGAUAAAUCUCAUUGCUUGAAGCUGAUGAUAAAUCUUUAUUUGCACCAGAAUCUCUCAGUGUGUUUAUGCAUGUAUAUAAGUCAAAUAUCUGUAUAUUUUUGUAUAUUUUAUUUAACAAAAAUAUUGUUGCACAUGGCAAGCUAUUUCUGGUAUCUAUGAUAAGAACAGUUGUAAUGAUUAGCUACCAAAACUAAGAUGCAAAACUUAGCUACCAAAGCUAAGGAGCAAAAGUUAAAAAUGGGUAUUUCAGUCUUCUAACAGCAAAGCAUAUAAAUAAACUAGUGGGGUCUGUGAUUGG